Messenger RNA from Sphaerodactylus townsendi, 1224 nucleotides. RefSeq names its product mediator complex subunit 21 (gene MED21). The coding region runs from base 234 to 665 and encodes 143 amino acids. The record is from RefSeq and is a predicted model, not a curated record. The transcript is spliced from 4 exons. Gene Ontology annotation, cellular component: mediator complex. Gene Ontology annotation, molecular function: transcription coregulator activity. Lineage: Eukaryota; Metazoa; Chordata; Lepidosauria; Squamata; Sphaerodactylidae. Gene Ontology annotation, biological process: regulation of transcription by RNA polymerase II.
GACCAGGAGAGGGCGCGCCAAGAACUAGUUUGCUGGACCUGCUCGACCAGCGCUUGAGAGGAGCCGACCUGAAAGGAACCCGACAGUUGUGUUGCCUAGCGACAGCCACUUCCGUUGAUAUUUUUCUCCCGCCUGGCAUCAUAGCGUGUUUUCAUUGGCUGAGUGUUCUUGUGGGGAGCGUACGUCUAUCCGCCGCGACAGGUGGUGUAGGUCUAUCGGAGAAGGCUGGAGCCAUGGCCGAUCGCCUGACGCAACUUCAGGACGCCGUGAAUUCGCUUGCAGAUCAGUUUUGUAAUGCAAUUGGAGUCUUGCAGCAGUGUGCCCCGCCUGCAUCUUUUAGCAACAUACAGACUGCAAUUAACAAAGAUCAACAAGCUAAUCCUACAGAAGAAUAUGCCCAGCUGUUUGCCGCCUUGAUUGCCAGAACUGCUAAAGAUAUUGAUGUUUUAAUAGAUUCAUUGCCAAGUGAAGAAUCCACAGCUACUUUACAAGCUGCCAGUCUGUAUCGCUUGGAGGAAGAGAACCAUGAAGCGGCAUCACGCCUGGAAGAGGUGGUUUAUCGCGGGGAUGUGCUCUUGGAGAAAAUACAGAAUGCCUUAGCUGACAUUGCCCAGUCACAGCUGAAGACCAGAAGCAGCAGUUGUAGCCAGCCUAGUCCAGAUUAACAGUAGCAGAUGGCAGGACCUCACUGUGGAAUUCAGUCCCCUGGCAUUAGUUUGGUGGCAGGAGCAGAGGGGAAACCCUCUCCUUGAUCCCAGAUGCUGUGGAAAGGCUUCCAGUAUGAUGCUUCUGAAUCAAAGGGUGCCUGCUGAUGUAUAUCAGUUUUCUGUAUCAUACUGGAUUGAAAGGAGAAGCCAUUACAAACGGCGAGUUGCUCAGCCUUUAUUUUCAUUGUGCUGAUUUACAGUGUAAAGUGGUGUAUACUGUACUGUGAGUUGGAUACAUUUCAGCAGGCUAGCAUUUUCCCUCCAGAUCAUCUGUUUUUGCCAUUGGGAUUUAGUUUUUUGGCGCCCUGAUUUAUUGACCCAGACUAGUUCUGUAUCUCAGUUUAAGAAGGGAAAACAAUGCAGCUCAUGAUGAGGUAGGUCUAAGAACUCUCUCAGGGCUAGCAUCCAAUUUUUAAAAGUACUUUUAAGCGUACCAAUAAAUAGACAAAUGAGAAAAACUGGGAAAGGGAGACAUGGACUUUGGAAAGCAGAAUAAAAGUGUAGUUUCUCACUCAAA